GUGAGCGAAGACCACGAACCAGAAAUCUGAAAAGCACAGUGUGAAAUGACUAACGCAGCUUUUAGUACUAACGUAUAUACAUUAAGCUGAAAAUAUUUUAGUAAGUUUUGAGCUGACAUCAUUUUUUAAAAAACCUUGAAUAAGUACAAUUAUGCACCUUACAACAGACUAAUUUAAUUCAUAACGUCCACCGGGUUAAAAAGAGGGAAUAUAGUGAGAGAAAACGUGCCUGACUAACAGAUAUAAAUUUAAGAUUCUAACCAAGGAAGGAAAAUUCCCUACAAUUGCUAUAAAAAAACCUGAAUGGAAAAUUAUUUUGUUUACUUCGACCAGGUGAAACAGUGACAAAGACAAGGCAAUUUUGUUUGGGCAGGAAGAUGAAAUGUUUCCGGUGGGUCACUUGAAUUUGCAUUCAUGUCAUGAAUUCUCUGCUGAUAUCAAUUUGUACUGGGGAAUGACAGCAGGUAAUUGAUUUACCAAUGUAGCCGCCAAAGAGAAGCAAGACAAAUUACACAUCGCAUUGAAACUAACGAUUAAGAGAUGAGGAGUGUGUAUACAUUUUUCGCGAUUUUGUCCUCCCUUAUUGGGGGAAGUGGUGUAAUCCUCAACUUUCUCGUAUGUCUCGUGUACUUCACAACACCUCAACUUUUAGACGCUCCCAAUAUCUUCAUUCUCAACAUUGCGGUUGGCGACCUAACGUACUCAAUAGUUGCGCUUCCAAUGCUGGUAGCGUCCAAUGCGCGAGGCGAGUGGGCGUUUGGAGCAGGAGGUUGUACGGCGUACGGUUUCCUCACAACCUUCUUUUCCCUUGGUUCUAUGAUGCACUUGGCCGGUGCGGCGUAUGAACGAUACUUCACGCUCUGCAAGCUAUUCAAUGACGGCGAAGCUCAGUUCAGUCGAAAGAAAGCCAUAUUGCUGUCCGGAAUACUAUGGUGCCAUUCGUUGUUUUGGAGCCUGAUGCCUGCCUGUGGUUGGUCAAGCUACGUGCAAGAGGGGAUCGGAACGAGCUGCUCUGUGGAUUGGACGUCGAAAGAAGCUGUUAAUGUAUCAUACACUGUAUGCUUAAUACUGGCGUGCUUUGUGCUCCCCGUAACCGUUAUCGUUUACUGCUACUACAAAACACACAAGGCCCUGGGUGAGUUAAGUAAACAAGCCAUACAGAAUUGGGGCGAGAACAGCCGCGCCACCCAUGACACCCUCCUGGCUGAGCGCAAAAUGGUUUGGAUAACAGUUGCCAUAACAGCAGGAUUUCUAAUCGCUUGGACACCGUACACUCUGGCCUCGAUAGCUGCCAUUCUGAAACCAGGCGUGGUGAGCGAUAUCGGUGCUUCGAUUCCAGCAUACAUCGCCAAAUCCUCGGCUUGCUACAAUCCAAUCAUUUAUGUAGUCAUGUACAAGAAGGUACGGACCAGACUGGUGCGCGUACUGUAUUGUAGGUGUAGUCGGGUUCAGCCCGGUGCAGGGUCAGCCAACACUGAACUAGCAACCCAUGAGAAAACUGCAGGAGCGCGCGGAUCACAAAAUCAACAGACUAACUCCUCUCCAUCUACUGGUGGACCACGUUAGUCUGUAUUAGACCAAUCGGCGUUAAUCGCCGAGAUUUGAAUUAACAGUAGAACAUUUCACUUUUCUUCAACCGGAGACAGAUUUGUUGAUGCUGUAUCCAUAUGUAUGACCUAAAUAAGCUCAAGUUGCUGAAAUGUUUUGACUCUUUUGUUGGGAUUCUACUCCAAGCCGGAUGACAGGAGAGUCUGAACCCUCACAAAGUCACACAGUCUUCCACUACUUCAGUACCCCGUGCUGGCAACGGAGGAAGACAACUACCUGAACGAAGAAAACUUAAUUGUCUGCGAGGAUGGAUCGACCAGGUCUAGGUGCCAAAGUAAUUCACGAUCUCGCAUUUUUCGUGGAUCGUCAGUACUUAUUCCUCGGACGUGCUGAAGCCAUUAAAGUUGGAAGGUAUAAGCUUUUCCUGGAGGACUCCUGGUUCGUGCAGGUUAACGUACUUUAGCCAAGAAUAUCACCUACGUAUCAAGAAGUAUCUCUCAAGAUUAGGGGAAAUCUAGUAAAUGAUUAGAAGAUGCAAGUUUACCCAGUGAUCGAGACAAACAGGUGUUUCAGCCGUUGUAGUCUGCUUACCGAUUAUAAGCCAAGAAUCGGAUCCGUCUAGGCAUCACAUGCUUAUUCUGAUAUGGGACAUAUGGUAGUACUGUGCUUUGCCGCAGAGUUCCGAACCAGAAAUAAUGUCUCGAAUUGCGCAUAUUUGUUAAGUCUUUGGCUUAUUCAAGCCGAUUUGUUUACGGAAAUAACGUAGAUAAAAUGAAGGAUUAUGAUGUUGGACAAGUUCAGGCCAAUUACUAAUGCAUGCAGGCUUGUUCGUGAAAAUAAGCCUACGUUAAAUUCUUCAAACGUGGUUAACACGGAAAAUGAGAGAUAUCCGCGCCGUCCAAAUGAACUGUGAUCACUGGUCUCCGCAGACACAUCAGUGAAUAAUAAC
Molecule: messenger RNA, 2497 nt
Organism: Orbicella faveolata
Lineage: Eukaryota; Metazoa; Cnidaria; Anthozoa; Scleractinia; Merulinidae
Product: parapinopsin-like
Biological process (GO): G protein-coupled receptor signaling pathway
Cellular component (GO): membrane
Molecular function (GO): G protein-coupled receptor activity
Source: RefSeq, a predicted model, not a curated record